Messenger RNA from Peromyscus eremicus (cactus mouse), 168 nucleotides. Its product is annotated as keratin-associated protein 20-2-like. Lineage: Eukaryota; Metazoa; Chordata; Mammalia; Rodentia; Cricetidae. The transcript has a single exon. The record is from RefSeq and is a predicted model, not a curated record. The coding region runs from base 1 to 168 and encodes 55 amino acids.
AUGUGUUACUAUGGCGGAUACUACGGAGGCCUGGGCUAUGGCUAUGGUGGCCUAGGCUAUGGCUAUGGCUGUGGCUAUGGCUGUGGCUAUGGUGGCUAUGGUGGCUAUGGUUAUGGCUGCUGCCACCCACUGUGCUGUAGAAGGUACUGGUCCUAUGGAUUCUUCUGA